CCCCGCCAAGCUGCAGCGGCCCGGGGCACUACCCCGCCUCAGGAUGGAGAGCACUCGGAGGAGUCUCCAGAACCGCCGCCGCCUUGGCCGCCGCCACCCGCUCCUCCAUCAGCUCCUCCACCGCUCCCGACUCUUUUAUCAGAACCGGCAUCAGAGACCUGUCCAGACCCUGCUCAAGGACCCUGUUUGGAAUUGACUCCAGAACCAGCCACAGAACUAGACACAGAAUGCACCUCAGAACCAGCCCCAGAGUCGGCCCCAGAACUGGCCCCCAUACCAACCCCAGGGUUGGCACCAGAACUAGACCUUGAACCAGCCCCAGAGCCGGACUCAGAGCCAGCCCCGGAACCAGCCACAGAGCCGGACCCAAAACCAGAAUCUGCAACGAAACCAGCCACAGCAUUCUGCCCUGAGCCGGUUCCAGAGUCCUGUCUGAAGCUGAAUCCAGCAUCGUGCCUAUUGCAGUGUCCAGUAGUCGUUCCAGAGAGGGGCCUAAAGACCUCGCCCUUGCCAUCGCCCCGAACCUCAAUGUCAUGGUUGAGAAUUAAGAAAAUACUGAAGGAGGGACCUCUGCUGAAGAACUGUAACUCCUUCAAAAGAUGGAAGCUUAGAUAUUUCCUGGUUCGAGGACAGAAGCUCUGCUUUGCACACCACCCUGCGUUUGCGCGCUUUGAAACAAUUGAUCUAUCUCAAGUCGCCUUGGCAGAAAGCAACUGUAGAAACCUUUGCCACACUUUUUGUGUUAUCACACCAGAGCGAAAAUUCACCCUGGCAGCUCCCAACCGGAAAGACAUGGAAGAAUGGAUUAAUGUCAUAAAAACUGUGCAACAGGGAGAAAUUUGUAAGAUACCUGCAGUAGAAAAUAACCCUUUCCUUGUUGGAAUGCACUAUUGGUAUUUAAGCCACAGCCCUCGAACUCAGCACUGCAAUAUUUGUCGGGAGAGUAUUUCUGCCUUAUCUAGAGAUGCUAUUAUCUGCGAAGUGUGCAAAGUCAAAUCUCACAGAUUAUGUGCUUUGAGAGCAAGAAAAGACUGCAAGUGGAAUACCUUGUCUGUCACUGAUGACUUACUCCUGCCUGCAGAUGAAAUAAUCAUGCCCCAUCAAUGGGUAGAAGGAAAUAUGCCUGUCAGCUCUCAGUGUGCAGUAUGUAAUGAGAGCUGUGGCAGUUAUCAAAGACUUCAAGAUUUCCGUUGCCUUUGGUGUAAUUCUACGGUGCAUGAUGUCUGCAGGAGACGGUUUUCCAAGGAAUGUUGCUUUGGAAGUCAUCGCUCAUUAGUCAUUCCUCCCACUGCCCUCAGUGACCCUAAAGAUGAUGGCCAAUUAAUUGUAUCUUCCGAUUUCUGGAAUCUCGAUUGGUCAUCAGCCUGUUCAUGUCCCCUGCUCAUCUUCAUCAACUCCAAAAGUGGUGAUCAUCAAGGAAUCAUCUUCCUUCAGAAAUUUAAACAAUACCUUAAUCCAUCUCAAGUGUUUGACCUAUCAAAGGGUGGGCCUGAAGUUGGGCUAUGCAUGUUCAAGAACUUUGCUCGUUUUCGCAUUCUGGUUUGUGGUGGAGAUGGCAGUGUGAGCUGGGUCUUAUCCCUGAUUGAUGCCUUUGGACUACAUGAAAGGUGUCAGCUUGCAGUCAUCCCACUUGGAACUGGUAAUGAUCUGGCCCGUGUCCUGGGCUGGGGUGCAUUUUGGAACAAAAAUGAAUCACCUCUUGAUAUACUCAACAGAGUGCAGCAAGCUAGUGUGAGGAUUCUAGACAGAUGGAGUGUGAUGAUUCGUGAGACUCCCAAACAAACUCCUCUGCUAAAAGGACAGGUCAAAAUGGAUGUACCACAAUUUGAGGCUGCUGCCAUUCAACAUCUGGAAUCUUCAAGCACUGAAUUGAACAAAAUCCUGAAAGCCAAGGACCCCACAGAGAUGAUCAUUGCAACCAGAUUCUUGUGCUCAGCAGUGGAAGAUUUCGUGGUUGAUGUUGUAAAGGCCUGGAGUCAGAUAAGACAGAACAAUACAGCAAUAGAGUCUGUGGUUUUAAAAAGUGACUUAAUGUAUGAUAAGCUCAGUGUCCUGAUUGAUGUCCUGUCUGAGGAGGCAACAGCUCCCUCUACAGAGAAAAGUCCUAAUGUCUAUGCAGACAGUAGCAAGGCAGAUGGAAAGUCCUUCCUUCCUCAAAUAGACCACAUAAACAAGUGCAAGCUGGAAUUGGCCACAAAGGCCCGGAAUCUCCAGAAAUCCUUGAAACUCAUCAUAUUCCAAGUUGAACAAGUUCUAAAUGAGGAAAGCAGACAGACAAUAUCAGUUAAGAACUUUCAUUCAACUUUCUUCCGGGAAUAUGACUCAGAGGAUGUUAACCACACAAGCCUAAGACACCGUUCUUAUCAUGGCACCCUGACUUCUAUAUCUUUUCUCAAAAGUGAGGACCUAGAUAACCUUAACUUGGAACACUUACAUUUUACACCUGAAACUAUACGCUUCAAAGAAAAGUGUGUCAUGAAUAACUACUUUGGAAUUGGACUGGAUGCUAAAAUUUCUCUGGAGUUCAACACCAGACGAGAAGAACACCCAAAACAAUACAAUAGCCGCCUUAAAAACAAGAUGUGGUAUGGCCUUCUAGGAAGCAAGGAACUUUUGCAGCGCUCCUACAGGAAACUGGAAGAACGAGUACAUCUGGAGUGUGAUGGAGAAGCCAUCUCUUUGCCAAACCUGCAAGGCAUUGUAGUGCUCAACAUCACCAGUUAUGCUGGAGGGGUCAACUUCUGGGGAAGCAACAUAGCAACUACAGAAUAUGAAGCUCCUGCAAUGGAUGAUGGGAAGCUGGAGGUAGUGGCAAUCUUCAGUUCCAUGCAGAUGGCAAUGUCUCGUAUCUUCAACCUACAUCAUCAUCGCAUUGCCCAGUGUCAUGAGGUAAUGAUAACCAUUGAUGGUGAAGAAGGUAUCCCAGUGCAGGUGGAUGGGGAGGCCUGGAUUCAGAGGCCAGGCCUUAUCAAGAUUAGAUACAAGAAUGCUGCCCAGAUGCUGACAAGAGAUCAGGACUUUGAGAACUCAAUGAAAAUGUGGGAGUGGAAGCAUACUGAGAUUCAAGGUGCCCCUCAGCCCCAGCUGGACUCCCAAGAAACUCAAGACAGCCUCUCUGACGAGGAGUAUGUCCAAAUGCAGCACUUAGCUCAGCUUGCAGAAAAUCUCAUCAGCAGACUUACUGACCUGAGCAAGGUCCACCAGCAUGUGUCUGUCCUCAUGGAUUCUGUGAACGCCAGUGCUGAUAUUCUGAAUGAUAUAUUUUAUGGUCAAGACAGUGGCAAUGAAGCAGGUGUAGCUUCCUGUACUCCUAUUGAGACCUUAAGCAGAAAUGAUGCAGUAAAUGUUACAUUUAGUCUUAAAGGACUCUACAAUGACACCAAAGCUUUCUUGGAUGAAAACUUGCUGAGAAAUGCUGAUGAUGAGGCCACCCUACAAACCAUUCUGGAUGCCAUGAGUAAGGAGUUCGAAAAACUAUCUGAAAUCAAUGGGAUGAAUUCAAUCCUUGUUCUGGAGGAAAAGUCUUCUGACACUGAGAGUAGAAGCCUCAGAUUGAAAAUUAAGUUCCAAAAGCUGGAAGAGGAAGACAAGCUUAAAUCAGGCCAAGGAAUCCAGUGAUUGGUAAGCAAUUUGUGGCAUCACAAACAUCAUGAAGAUGAAAUGAAAGCUGAUGAUCCUCCAUCACCAACAACAUCUCAGCUAUACCCCUUGAAAGCU
Messenger RNA from Tupaia belangeri chinensis (Chinese tree shrew), 3717 nucleotides. It is a transcript of the gene DGKK, whose product is annotated as diacylglycerol kinase kappa. NCBI's taxonomy places the organism in Eukaryota, Metazoa, Chordata, Mammalia, Scandentia, Tupaiidae. Gene Ontology annotation, molecular function: ATP-dependent diacylglycerol kinase activity. The record is from RefSeq and is a predicted model, not a curated record. Gene Ontology annotation, biological process: phospholipase C-activating G protein-coupled receptor signaling pathway. Gene Ontology annotation, cellular component: plasma membrane.